AUGGCGACGGCCAUGGAAGCGGCCGACCCUAUGUCGUCACUCCAGAGGUCCGUCUCCCAGCACAGCAGCGCCUCAUAUGCGUCACACGCCUCUCACGUAUCCCACACCUCGAACCGAAGCUCCAGAAGCAACCGAAGCGCAACUGUCAGGGGCCCUCGCGGUAGGAAACGUCCCAGCCAGCCUGUUAGCUCUGCGAGUAGUAUAGCUGCCAGCGACAAGAGUCUCACGAGCUUUCCUAGCUUCUCACCCGAGAGUCCAGGCGGUGAUCCCCUCAGCGGACAAGACGAUGCUCACGACGAUACCCCCGUUCCUCCGGUCGCGGCUCCGGAUGUUGGGCGCAGUUCGAUAGUUGAUCUGACUGGAGGCUCAGAUGUGCGAAGUGCCUUGUUCGAAGAGGAUCAUCCGGUGCGCAAGGUUCCAGGCUCGUUACAUAACGCCGAUGACGAACAUCUUCAACGCUUGAUAUCGCGGCAUGGCACCAUUGGACUGAUCAGACAAAUAUCCGAGGACCUCGCACAACGAGAUGCCCAGAUCGCCAAUAUGCGCCGCCGCGCUGAUGAACGAGAACGGGCUUUGCGCAAAAUCAUUCGAGAAUGUGGCCUCUCUAACCUGGAUCUUGAAACUCGCCUACGGACUAUUGAGGCUGAGCUACGCGCGGCCAACAAGGGACUCCGGAGAGAGGAUACUGGAUUAAGCGACCUCAUGAGCGAUGCAAUGCAAGACACCGUAGUGGCUACUGCGUACGGCGAGACAGUCGCCAAGGGCUCUACCAUCCGCGCAAGCAGCCAGUCUUUCAGCAACCCCAGCGAGAACGGCAGCGGCAAGGGCACUUUGAAGGGAUGGAAGGAUUAUCUCUGGGGCUCUGGGACCGCAAAGCGAGGCAGCCGUACGAACAGCAUGAACGGCGAAGGUGUAAACCCUACAACUGUGAUUCGAUCACACUCUAGUAUGGACCGACGACCAACGUUGCAGGAGGAUCUCUUCAGCCCACCAGACACGCAAUCUACUCGAAGCCCAAGCCGUGCGUCAAGCAUUCAAUCGGGCGCAACUGGCGAGCGCAAAGCAUCAUCGUCGCUUGCAAGCAUGGCCCUUCGUUUGGUGGCUGGCGGAGCGAUAAGUACUCGCGAGGCUGAGUCUCGAGGCCGUGCUACGAGCACCACUUCCAACAAGGGUGGUUCUCUUCGGGCUGUUUCGACUACAAGCAGCCACGCGGGUCAGUCUCGAGCUGUGUCGAUCGCUGGCGGUCCCAAGGCGUUGAUGGCGAUGCGUAAAGCGACUCCAGGACCAUCUGCUCAAGGAUCAGGCCGAUCACAGGGGCAAGAAGCUUGGGACAGUAUGCGAGGCAGUCCUCCAGAUAACUCAUCAUCACGACAAGAGAGCUAUGGGCCUGUGGAGAUGGAUGCUAUUCGAUCACCAGAAUCACAGCCACCAACAUUAACACAUAUUUAUAACAACUUUCCGAACAGCGAAUAUCUGACGGACCGAUUUGGAUUCAUAUACGAUCAGCGACGCAAGAAACGACAACGCGAGGCGGCGCAAGUGGCUCGACAUAUUCGCAAGGGCAGUCGUACAGAGAUGCUAGCAAACGGCCGAGGUGGUAUCUCACCUAACGCAUUAGAGGACCUUCCCAGCCCUAAGGGAAGUGUAUCAAGUGAGGGACGUCCUGAGAGCCUGAACAGCAUGGAGGAACGUAACGCGGAAGAGGGCAAAGCUAAGAGAUGGACCGAUUAUCUGAAAAUCGCAACGUUUCCCACCGAACUUCUCAGUCACACGCCAAGUAUCGCGAUUCCAUCCAUCGAGGUUAUGGAGGGAGCUCAGACCCCCGAACCAGAGCUAUACCCUACCGAGCCUGUCAAGCCAGUAAUCGUUUCAACCAACUCUGGUCUUAUUCCAUCAGCUAGCACAACUACUGCAGUAGACAGUGAGACCUCACGCCCCUCUCAGUCUGAAUCAUCCGUUGCACUCACCAAGGACGAUACCGAACCUGUCAAGCUGCUUCUCCAGCAACUGAGCGAUGUCCACGAUGCUCUUCAGCGUGAAAAGACAGUUCGAUGGAAUGAUUUCCUGCGAAAGGUGCGCGCCGAACGCAAGCGGGAGGGCGAAGCCGCAAUUGCUGCCGCCAAAUCCGCUGCUGAUGCUCGCUACGAACAACCUGCCAUGAUCCUUCCUGAAACCCGCGUUGCCGAUGGUGAGAUGAUUGGAGUUUCAGGUCUUGGCGUCAAAGGAAAGGUUGGAAGAGCCAAGUGGAACGAAUUCAAAACCCUGGUUUUGGGCGGUAUUCCUGUCACCUAUCGCGCCAAGGUGUGGUCAGAGUGUUCGGGAGCUGCAGCCCUUCGUGUCCCUGGCUAUUAUGAAGACUUGGUAGCUCAGACCGGCGAGGACGACGAUGCUGUUGUUGUUAGUCAGAUUCAGAUGGACAUCAACAGGACCUUGACGGACAACAUCUUCUUCCGUAAGGGACCCGGCGUUAAGAAGCUGAACGAAGUCUUGUUGGCGUACUCCAGGCGCAACAAAGACGUGGGCUACUGUCAGGGCAUGAAUUUAAUUGCUGCCAACUUGUUGCUCAUGAUGCCUUCUGCUGAGGACGCUUUUUGGAUUCUUACUUCAAUCAUCGAGAAUAUCCUUCCCCACGGCUACUACGACCACUCACUCAUGGCCUCCCGCGCAGAUCAACAGGUACUGCGACAGUAUGUUUCAGCAAUCCUCCCCAAGCUCUCGGCACAUCUCGACUCGCUAUCCAUCGAGCUCGAGGCCUUGACUUUCCAGUGGUUCCUCUCCGUCUUCACCGACUGUCUCAGCGCCGAGGCUCUCUUCCGCGUCUGGGACGUCGUCCUCUGCACCAACGACGGCAGCACAUUUCUCUUCCAAGUCGCCCUCGCCCUCCUCAAGCUCAACGAGGGAAACCUGUUACAGUGCAACACACCCGCCGGGAUAUACACAUACAUCAGCCAUCAGAUGACAGAGCACGCCAUCAGCAUCGACGGUCUUCUCCAAGCAAGCGAGGGCCUACGAAAAGUUAUUCGCCGAGAAGAUGUUGAACAGCGAAGAGAAAGGGCUAUCCAAGCUGAAAAGGAUAUGAUUAUGGCUCGAGAUGGAGACUCAGCUCGAAGCAAGCCCACAGCCGAGACGGAGAGCGAAACGGCUACAACCCAAUCAGGAGAGGAGUAA
Fusarium mangiferae is the source of this 3168-nucleotide messenger RNA. RefSeq lists its product as uncharacterized. The coding region runs from base 1 to 3168 and encodes 1055 amino acids. The record is from RefSeq and is a predicted model, not a curated record. The transcript has a single exon. Lineage: Eukaryota; Fungi; Ascomycota; Sordariomycetes; Hypocreales; Nectriaceae.